AUGAGAAAAGCUUUGCAUUUUCAUUCUUUUUUUGAGCCAACACCAUGGCAUAAAACUCUAAAAAAAACAUUGCAUUUUCAUUCUUGUACUUUUCUUGGCCCUAAUCUUCCUGAUGUUUGGACUCCUAAAGAGAACAACACUUCCCCUCAUACCCUUUUGCCACAAAGUUUCCAAUGGACUAAUGAUGGUGAUAGUGCUACAAUCCUUGAAGGUAAAGCAAUUGCUAAAGAGAUAAAGUUGAAAGUGGCUGAUGAGAUAAGUAAGAUGAAGAGUGAGAUUGGGAAGUUUCCUAGAUUGGCUGUGGUUUUGGUUGGUGAUAGAAAGGACUCUCACACUUUCAUUCAUGUUAAGAAGAAAGCUUGUGAAAAAGUUGGAAUAGGAACUGUGGUUUCUGAGUUGCCACAAAGUUGUAGUGAAAAUGAACUGCUUGAUGUUGUUUCUGGUUUCAAUGAUGACCAAGAUGUGCAUGGGAUAGUUGUGCAACUUCCUCUACCUCAGCAUCUCGACGAGGAAAGAAUCAUGAAUGUUAUUCGUCCUGAAAAGGAUGUGGAUGGAUUUCAUCCUUUAAACAUAGGAAACCUUGCGAUUCAAGGAAGAAAACCCUUCUUUAUACCUUGUGCCUCAAAGAGCUGCAUUGAGUUGUUACAUAGGCAUGGUGUUGAAAUCCGGGGGAAAAGAAUUGCGAUAAUUGGAAGAAGUAAAAUUGCAGGGUUACCAACUUCAUUGCUAUUGCAGAGGCACCAUGCAACAGUGAGUUUGUUACACGCGUACACGAAGAAUCCUGCACAGAUAACGUCUGAAGCGGACAUUGUCAUCGCGGAUGUUGGAAUCCCGAACAUAGUUCGUGGCGAUUGGAUAAAGAAAGGAGCUGUGGUUAUUGACAUGGGAACAAAUCAAGUUAAGGAUUCCAACAGCGGAGUCUUUCGUGUCACCGGAGAUGUUUGCUUCGAAGAAGCAGUCAAGGUGGCAUCGGCCAUUACACCAGUUCCCGGAGGCAUAGGACCAGUUACAAUAUCAAUGCUCCUGUCGAACUCACUUGAUUCGGCGAAACGUGCAUUUGGAAUAAAUUGA
Molecule: messenger RNA, 1071 nt
Organism: Vicia faba (fava bean)
Lineage: Eukaryota; Viridiplantae; Streptophyta; Magnoliopsida; Fabales; Fabaceae
Source: the annotation of a GenBank genome assembly